UUGCGUGCCUUAUUCACUGCCAUCACUACAUCCAACAUCACUACACCCAACACCACUACACCUAACACCACUACACCUAACACCACUACACCUAACACCACUACACCUAACACAACUACACCUAACACAACUACACCUAACACCACUACACCUAACACAACUACACCUAACACCACUACACCUAACAAAACUACACCUAACACCACUACACCUAACACAACUACACCUAACACCACUACACCUAACACAACUACACCUAACACCACUACACCUAACACCACUACACCUAACACCACUACACCUAACACCACUACACCUAACACCACUACACCUAACACCACUACACCUAACACCACUACACCUAACACCACUACACCUAACACCACUACACCUAACACCACUACACCUAACACCACUACACCUAACACAACUACACCUAACACCACUACACCUAACACAACUACACCUAACACCACUACACCUAACACAACUACACCUAACACCACUACACCUAACACAACUACACCUAACACCACUACACCUAACACAACUACACCUAACACCACUACACCUAACACCACUACACCUAACACCACUACACCUAACACCACUACACCUAACACCACUACACCUAACACCACUACACCUAACACCACUACACCUAACACCACUACACCUAACACCACUACACCUAACACCACUACACCUAACACAACUACACCUAACACCACUACACCUAACACAACUACACCUAACACCACUACACCUAACACAACUACACCUAACACCACUACACCUAACACAACUACACCUAACACCACUACACCUAACACAACUACACCUAACACCACUACACCUAACACAACUACACCUAACACCACUACACCUAACACAACUACACCUAACACCACUACACCUAACACCACUACACCUAACACCACUACACCUAACACCACUACACCUAACACCACUACACCUAACACCACUACACCUAACACCACUACACCUAACACAACUACACCUAACACCACUACACCUAACACCACUACACCUAACACCACUACACCUAACACCACUACACCUAACACCACUACUCCACUACACUGCUAUAACCUCUAUAUUAGGAAGUAUAUACUAUCUUCAACACAUAUUUCUCCUGUAAACAACGCGUCUAAGUGGUGGCAGUUUUAA
Molecule: messenger RNA, 1191 nt
Organism: Parnassius apollo (apollo)
Lineage: Eukaryota; Metazoa; Arthropoda; Insecta; Lepidoptera; Papilionidae
Source: the annotation of a GenBank genome assembly